AUGGAUCGCCUCAACAGAAUGUUGGCAGGCGCUGGCGGCAUGGGUGGCCUCGGAGCUGCACCGGGUGCUGACAACUCUAACCUCAUUGAUAACUCCGAGACCGUCUACAUUUCGUCGUUAGCACUGCUCAAGAUGCUGCGACACGGCCGAGCGGGUGUGCCCAUGGAAGUCAUGGGUCUCAUGUUGGGAGAGUUUGUGGAUGACUUCACCGUCCGGGUAGUUGAUGUCUUUGCCAUGCCACAGAGUGGUACUGGUGUCAGUGUCGAAGCCGUCGACCCGGUUUUCCAGCAGAAGAUGAUGGACAUGUUGACACAAACGGGAAGACCCGAGUCCGUCGUUGGUUGGUACCACUCGCAUCCCGGUUUCGGUUGCUGGCUUUCUUCUGUCGACAUAAACACUCAACAGUCGUUCGAGCAACUGACACCCCGCGCCGUCGCCGUCGUCGUCGAUCCCAUCCAAUCAGUCAAGGGCAAGGUCGUCAUUGACGCCUUUCGUCUCAUCAACCCCCAGUCUCUGAUGCUCGGCCAGGAGCCCAGACAGAGCACCUCGAACUUGGGACACCUGAACAAGCCCUCCAUUCAGGCACUGAUCCACGGCCUCAACCGGCACUACUAUUCGAUCGGUAUUAACUAUCGAAAGACCGCCCUGGAGGAGAACAUGCUCAUGAACCUGCACAAGCACGUGUGGACCGAGGCACUGCAGAUGGAGGACUUUAGACACGAGGGCGAGCACAACAAGGAGCAGUUCCAGAGACUGGUGUCGUUGGCCGAUGGCUACGAGAAGAGAGUCAAGGAGGAGACAGAGUUGACAAAGGAGCAGCUGAAGACGCGAUACGUCGGAAAGCUCGACCCCAAGAAGCAUUUGGAAGAUGUUGGUCAGCAGCUCAUCGAGGACAACAUUGUGUCAGUAUCACGGCAAAUGAUCGACAAGGAGGCCACCAUGCCCAAGAAGGAUACCUCGGCCAACGGCCAAGCCAACGGCGACCACAUGGACGUGGAAGAGUUGUAG
Molecule: messenger RNA, 1008 nt
Organism: Pestalotiopsis fici W106-1
Lineage: Eukaryota; Fungi; Ascomycota; Sordariomycetes; Amphisphaeriales; Sporocadaceae
Product: 26S proteasome regulatory subunit rpn11
Exons: 3
Coding region: 1-1008 (335 amino acids)
Biological process (GO): proteasome-mediated ubiquitin-dependent protein catabolic process; protein deubiquitination
Cellular component (GO): proteasome regulatory particle, lid subcomplex
Molecular function (GO): proteasome binding; protein binding; metallopeptidase activity
Source: RefSeq, a predicted model, not a curated record